Molecule: messenger RNA, 2312 nt
Organism: Vombatus ursinus (common wombat)
Lineage: Eukaryota; Metazoa; Chordata; Mammalia; Diprotodontia; Vombatidae
Gene: PCYT2
Product: phosphate cytidylyltransferase 2, ethanolamine
Exons: 13
Coding region: 123-1307 (394 amino acids)
Biological process (GO): phosphatidylethanolamine biosynthetic process
Cellular component (GO): cytoplasm
Molecular function (GO): ethanolamine-phosphate cytidylyltransferase activity
Source: RefSeq, a predicted model, not a curated record
CGGGGGCAGCGGCUCUGGAGCCGUGGCACCACCGGCAGUGGCCGAUCUGUGUCGGUGGUCAGUCUGUUGUACGAUCGCAACGCCGGACACGAAAGGGCCGGAGCCGUUGCCGCCGCUGGGACAUGAUCCGAAACGGACACGGUACCACGGACUCCUCCAAGAACCUCGGCCCGGGGACCAAACGCACCGUGCGGGUCUGGUGCGACGGCUGCUAUGACAUGGUACAUUAUGGGCAUUCAAACCAGCUGCGUCAGGCACGGGCCAUGGGAGAUUACCUUGUCGUAGGGGUCCACAAUGAUGAGGAGAUUGCCAAGCACAAGGGCCCUCCUGUCUUCACUCAGGAGGAGAGAUACAAAAUGGUCCAGGCCAUCAAGUGGGUGGAUGAGAUUGUGGCUGGUGCUCCUUACGUCACUGCCCUGGAGACCCUGGACAAAUACAACUGUGAUUUCUGUGUUCAUGGCAAUGAUAUCACCUUAACUGUGGAUGGGCGGGACACCUAUGAAGAAGUGAAGAAGGCUGGGAGAUACAGAGAAUGUAAGCGCACCCAGGGAGUCUCUACCACUGACUUAGUUGGCCGGAUGCUGCUCAUGACCAAGGCUCAUCACAGCAGCCGGGAAUUGCCUUCAGAAUACCAGGAGUACACUGACAGCUUUGGCAAGUGCCCAAGGAGCCACAGCCCCUGGACUGGAGUGUCACAGUUUUUGCAGACAUCCCAAAAGAUUAUCCAGUUUGCUUCUGGGAAGGAGCCAGAGCCAGGAGAUACCAUCAUCUAUGUGGCUGGGGCCUUUGACCUGUUCCAUAUUGGGCACGUGUCUUUCUUGGAGAAGGUUUACCAGCUUGCAGAACGACCCUACAUCAUUGCAGGCUUACAUUUUGACCAGGAAGUGAAUCACUACAAGGGAAAGAACUACCCCAUCAUGAAUGUGCAUGAGAGAACGCUAAGUGUGCUGGCCUGCAGGUAUGUGGCUGAAGUGGUGAUUGGAGCUCCAUAUGCUGUCACAGCUAACCUUCUAGAUCAUUUCAAGGUAGACCUAGUGUGUCAUGGGAAGACCGAAGUGAUGCCUGAUAAGGAUGGUUCAGAUCCAUAUAAGGAACCCAAGAGACGAGGUAUUUUUCGUCAAAUCGAUAGUGGCAAUGACCUCACCACAGACCUCAUUGUACAGAGAAUUAUUAAAAACAGAUUAGAGUAUGAAGCAAGAAAUCAAAAGAAAGAAGCUCGAGAGCUAGCUGUCCUGGAGGCCAUAAAAAAACGGGAGGCAAUGCCUGAAGGGGCAGCAGUGCAGGUGGAGGGUCCCUGUGAGGCCUAAUUACAAACCUGUACCAGCUCGAGCAGCACGCCUAUCCCCUCCUUCCCCAGCCCCACCCUGCCUUCAUCCUGAGCUAGGGGACUGCCCGAGGACCUGCCCUCCCUUUUGCUCUCCUCACUUUCUCAGUGCCCUUCUGAUUUUAGAACUUGUCAUACCUACCAUUUUAAUGAAGCUGAGGCCCCUUUUUAACUUACCCUGUCUUGGAAUAACUGUUGGAACCUCACUCAACUAGCGUGGAGCUGCCUGGUGCUGGCAGAAAUGAACACUUGGGUCUCCCCUGGUGUUUUUGGAGAGUUUGUAUUCCCUAGUAACGCUUUUCUGCCUAGGCUCUACUGAUCUGACUCUGUAGGAAAACAGGAAGACCCAGAUAGCACUAUGAGCAUGGGGAAUCUCUGUCUGCAUCUGCAAGGGGCAUUAGGUUUGUGACCGAGCCAUGGGCAGGCUCUGGCCACUUUUAAUCCCAGCUUCCCUUUCCUUGGCACUGCCCACCUCUAGUGAAGCUAGAUGAAACAUAUGGGAUGGGAAAAGGAGAUGAGUCACAGCUGCCCUUUGGCCCUCAUGACCUUAAGCACAAUCCUGAUGGGCUUAUGAAGCACCAUCUUCCCUUGUCCCCUGAGAGGCUGGGCUGCCUCUGCCUAGCCCCCAUCUAACCUUGCUUGCUGGCUGGUGAGGAGAAAGAAGGUCAGCAACACAAGAAGGGGAAUGAUCUAACUGGUGACCUCCCUUACUUCCUUCGGAGGGGAAAUCACACCUCCCAAACCUUCCUCCCCACCUCAUCCCCUCAUUCUCCUUAUGGUCUGAGUCCUAUUCCAAAGCUUCCAGCGUGCCGCCUGAGCUCCAGGACCUUUCUUUUUCACCUUCAGCUUUGCUACCUGGGGGUCCAUAGUCCUCCCCUAAUCCUGCUGCUCCCUGUACAGACUUUGUAUGCUGAUUUUUGUAUGGAACUGACUGUUGUAAAUUUCUUUGUCAGUAGAACUUAAUAAAAUAUGGUGGGGGUACAUGAUC